Molecule: messenger RNA, 792 nt
Organism: Hibiscus syriacus
Lineage: Eukaryota; Viridiplantae; Streptophyta; Magnoliopsida; Malvales; Malvaceae
Product: proline-rich receptor-like protein kinase PERK8
Exons: 4
Coding region: 1-792 (263 amino acids)
Source: RefSeq, a predicted model, not a curated record
AUGAGUAGAUUGUCAAGCCCUAAAAUCGCACGUGAAAUUAUGGAACCACUUUCUCAAGGGAAAACUGAUGCCAACAUCCCACAACACCACUGUCCUCGUCAAGCGACUGAUGCUCUUACACUCGAUCAUAUAUGGAAGGAAAAGGUUCCUGAGGAACCAUUCAAAGAUUUCAUCAAACCCAAUAAGGGUAUUACAAAGAAAAAGGUCCCCGAGUUGGUGAGUUUCAAUAAUGACGACCCAAAGGAAGUGCCCACUGAUGUGCCACCACUGGCAACACAUGUCCCACCCGUACUAGAAGAAGGCCAAGGCGACACAGAAGAGUUCCUCAGUUCCUCAUCCAUCUCGACCAUCGAAAGCAGUGAUGAUACUCCACCCCACUUCUUCACUGAUGAAGAUUUCACGCCAGCACCGAAGCAACCCGAGCAUGAUCCUAUUCCGUCCCCGGUUCAAUCACCACCACCUGUCCCAACAGAAAUUCCUAGUCCACCACCUGUCUCAGCACAACAGACUCCUACGACCGAGCAGUCCACUCCAGCAUAUGCCUCGUCUAGCAAGAAGCGCUACAAGAGAAUAGCAGGACGUAUACUUCAGCCAUCUCCCUCCCCAACAACACAUGGAGAUGCUAAGGUGGAAUCAAUGUUUCAAGAAAUUAUUCCCCACGGUCAACGAAAUUUCCCUGGCUUUCCAGACGAAAUUCUAUCGGCAUUUAAUGCCGAGGCAUCUCCAGAGCCCAAACAAGAUGCAGCCGAUCCUGGAUCCGAUUCCUACUCCGUACCAUUCCGAAACUCCUGA